GUCUUGUGCUGGUGCGUGUUUGUAACCCCCACCUAUCAGCAUGCAAUAUCGCCGCUGAACAGCACCAGCUCCCUCAUAUCGCUUCUUAGUCGCAUGCCAAAUAUAUGGAAGCCGCCAGCCUCGUUCCCUCCAGUUACGAUUACGUUUGUUUGCCUUUCCGUGGGUGGGACAGCGCACCUGGCAUGAAAGAUCCAAAGAUCUGAACUCACAGCCUCGGACUCAUACUGACAAACAACGUAACAUUCACGGCCACCUUUCCGAAUAUCGCUCGCAAAAAGACAUUCUCCCACCCAAUCUACGAGAUCCUUACGACCUUUACAUUCCACGUCCUCGUAACGCCAUCCUCCGCGCCUCCGCGCCUCCGCGCCUCCGCAAUCGCGACCAUGGUGGUGUCAGAGGCAGACGUUGAUACAUUCUUAGCUUUCAUAGGGGAUGGAGUCAGUCGCGAGGUUGCUGCCACAGUCCUACGACAACAAGGCAGCGUGGAGGCUGCUGUUAACAAGUUCUAUGACAACCUGGACAACCCCGCCGGCCUAAUACAGCCCGAAAACAACAACUACGAUCCCAAUGCAUUUUCGGCGGACCGAUAUGGUGAGACCGAACCUGGUGGCCUUCCUUCUUUUCGCAUUGACUAUCCACCCGGUACAGACAAUUUCAACGGAUCGCAUAGCGUUGCUCCCAGUCGACCUCCGUCGCGGACGAGUCAGCAUGCUGCCACUCCCGGAACCGGCGAUGUGCCCAUACAAAGCAUCGAGAAUGGACAAGAGUUGGGCGUAAUUAAUAAUGCUAACUACUCAAAACCCAUGUUUGGACCAGCAAACAAGGACCAGGUCUACGACUCCAAUAGCUGGGCCAUGGUUCCGGUGUCGAAGAGCACCGAAUAUAUUCCAGAUGCAGUACCAGUUCAGCGGAAGCGCGAGGAGGAGGGUCCCGCGAUCAUCAAACCUACCCCGAAUUGGGACUACCUACCUUCGCUGAUAUCUAUCAUCCACACGAUCCCUUUGUUUCGGAACGCACUGCUGGCCCCGGAAAUAUCCCUACGUAGCUACCAUGCUGGCGAGGAUUGGUGGAAAGGGUCUUCUACAGCAUCGAAAGCGACAGUGGUUUUCGACUCUGAGGAUGAGAGCCCGCAUGACCUGGAUUUGAUACAUGAGAUGCAAAGGCUGAUGGCCUUCCUCGAUCGUACUGACAGAGCGUACGGGUCUAUCGGUGCACUUCAGCAAUUGGACGCAUGGAAGAAGGCGAGGGAUGAUAUGACCGAGCGCCCCAACGAUGAACUUCUCACGUUUCUACUGAAAUGGGGAGAUGCCUAUCACAAUCUUACAUCCAAACCUCUGGACGGUGUAUUUCGCUCUGUGAUCAGCGCUGAGGGACAGGAACAGAGUUCGGCUCUACUGGAUGCCAACAUUAUCCACCACGAGCCCGGCACUAAGAUGUCACUUUACGAUGUUCUAGAUGAGAACCUGUUCGAAUCUGUUGCCGGCGCUGGCACCGCUUUCAUCAAGAGCGCUAGUGACGUGCUCGUCUUCCGGUUAGAAAGCUCAGAUGCCAAGGGCAAGCUCGAUUGCAAGAUUCCAGCCACCCUGUACGCAGACAGGUACCUCGAGGAGAAUAAAGAGGCGAUUGCCGCGAUGGUGCAUGAGCGCAAACAAUGCGAUGCCCGGAUCAAAGAAAUUGAUGAAGAAGCCGCCAAGAUAAAAUACCACACGACGAAGAAGAUUCGCCCAGGGGAAAAAAUGGAGACAUUGAAGCUGCUCAAGAGUAGCAUGGCGGCUUUCCAGCAGAAGUCGGACGAUUUGAUACAUGAUCCGAAGAAUGCCACGAUACUUACGCAGCUGCAGUCGCUGUACGAUAGCAUAGAACGGAAGCUAAAUGCUUUAGAAGAACAGAAGAAGCAGGCUCGCAAGAGUCUUGACGAUAUGUCAAGCCGUUUCAGGGCGCCAUUCGUUGAUGGCGACGAGGAAUCUCCAGCGAAGACAGAUGGUGACGGUACCGAACAGGAUACUGAGAUGUCAAUGAAGCACCCGUACAAGCUCUGUGGUGUAUCAACACAUUCAAACGUCGUUUACCUCCUUCAUCCAAACGCGAAGACCAACGAUCGUGAUACGGAAUGGUGGCGCGUCGAAUAUUCCACUCCUGGCUCGGAUUUGGCAUACGUUCUCCGCGAGCGCCUCUCAUUAUCUUCUGUCCUCGAAAAAGCGAGCGAAGAGAAUAGAUCUGCACUUCUCGUCUACGCCAGCGAAGCCGCCCUAUCACCCGAUCCAAUUCCCCUAUCAGACGCACUGGACCGAUUCGUUAAAGCCGAUAACCUUUCAUUCCAGGAGGAACUGCAAACGGACCUGGAAUUUGAACCGUGGGAUCCUACUUCAAGCUGGGCUGAGGAACCUGAUGCAAAACCCUACCAGGACCAUAAUAGUGACCCUGAUGCCUUUGAAAACAUCUCCGCCGAGAGAUUCUAUCAACAACAGAGUCGUGCCCAGUCAGCAGGGCCAAGCAUCUCCGCCAACGAAAAACCCACUAGCGGUAUUGAGGAGAUGUGUGAAGUUAAUGGCGGGUUCAGCGCCUGGGCUGGCGCAAGCAAUGCGUCGAGCGAGACGAUCGCUGGGGAUUCCAUGGAUCUUGUGGAGAGCCAAGGACAGGCGCCAGCUGUUCAGGGCGCGACAGAACAUGGCCCGGUCGAAGUCCGUGACGUCGAAAUGGGUGACGCAGAAGACAGUGCGAAGAGAGCAGAGGCCCGGCCUGAGGCAAAGGUUCAACACAUCGAGUUCGCUGGAGGUGCUGAAGGCGUUGCAGGAGAGAGGAAGGGAGGUUAG
Messenger RNA from Aaosphaeria arxii CBS 175.79, 2813 nucleotides. RefSeq lists its product as uncharacterized. NCBI's taxonomy places the organism in Eukaryota, Fungi, Ascomycota, Dothideomycetes, Pleosporales. Gene Ontology annotation, cellular component: cytosol; nucleus. The record is from RefSeq and is a predicted model, not a curated record. The coding region runs from base 384 to 2813 and encodes 809 amino acids. Gene Ontology annotation, biological process: protein deubiquitination. The transcript has 6 exons.